Messenger RNA from Rhineura floridana, 3807 nucleotides. RefSeq names its product tyrosine kinase non receptor 1 (gene TNK1). The transcript has 14 exons. Gene Ontology annotation, biological process: positive regulation of kinase activity; cell surface receptor protein tyrosine kinase signaling pathway; multicellular organism development. Gene Ontology annotation, cellular component: signaling receptor complex. Bases 236 to 2320 code for a protein of 694 amino acids. The record is from RefSeq and is a predicted model, not a curated record. NCBI's taxonomy places the organism in Eukaryota, Metazoa, Chordata, Lepidosauria, Squamata, Rhineuridae. Gene Ontology annotation, molecular function: protein binding; ATP binding; transmembrane receptor protein tyrosine kinase activity.
CCUCCCCCUCCCUCUCCCAGGACGGAGGGCCAGGCUGGCCCUGGGGCGCGGCCCGCUGGGGGAGGCCAUCCCUCGCUCCGCUUGCCCGCCCAGGUGAGCGGCUGGGAGGAGCCUUUCGGAGCCACCCGUCUUGGGCUGCCAGGAGGGCGCGAGAGAGGAGGACAGAGCUCCGCGUACGAGACGAAGCGGGCGAGGAGAGAGGCCGGCCCCGAUCCCUCCCGCAGCAGAUGCCCCGAUGGCACCAGAUGAUGGCACGGAAUGGCUUUUUCAGCUGCUGUCUGAAAUCCAGUUGGAACAGUUUUAUGACAAGAUCCGCAACGAGCUUCACGUCACCCGUCCGGGCCAUUUUGAUUACGUCAAGCCCUCUGAUCUUGAUCGCAUUGGCAUGGGACGCCCAGGACAGAGACGGUUAGAGGAGGCCUUGAAGCGCAGGAAGCCUCAAGGCCAGCGCCCUAUGUCCUGGGUGUAUAAGAUGUUCACUGGGGGACGAAGCCCAGACAAUGAAGACCCCCCCAGCCCCCAGCCCUGCACAAACCCCCGGCCGGAUGCUGACGUCUCCCUGAAGUGCCUGAUCAGCGAGUGGGACUUACGGAUCCGGGAGCGCCUGGGAGACGGCUGUUUCGGGAUAGUGCACCGCGCCGAGUGGAACGUGCCCAGAGGGGGACUUAUCCCUGUGGCCGUGAAAUCGCUGCGUUCUGAUGUCUCCUGUGACCCGGGUGCCCUGAUCGAUUUCCUCAACGAAGUCAACGCUAUGUGCUGCCUGGAUCAUCCCAACCUCCUCCGCCUCCACGGGGUGGUGCUGACUCAACCCCUCAAGAUGGUGACGGAGCUGGCCCCCCUGGGGUCCCUCUACGACCGACUGAGGCCGCCCUUCCCCCUCCACCAGCUCUGGACCUACGCCCUGCAGGUUGCCAAGGGCAUGGCCUACUUGGAGUCCAAGCUCUUUGUCCACCGUGACCUGGCCACGCGGAACAUCCUCCUGGCCUCUGAGGAGAGCGCCAAGAUCAGCGACUUCGGCCUCAUGAGGCCGCUCUCCAGCAAGAGUGACCGCUACAUCAUGUCUGUCCACCGGCGCAUCCCUUUCGCUUGGUGCUCCCCAGAGAGCUUGCGCAUGGGGAUUUUCACCAGUGCCUCUGAUGUGUGGAUGUUUGGGGUCACCCUCUGGGAGAUGUUCUCCUACUGUGAGGAGCCUUGGAUGGGCUUCUCAGGACGACAGAUCAUGCUCAAGAUUGACAGAGAAGGGAGACGGCUCGAACGCCCAGACGACUGCCCCAGGGGCAUCCACUCCCUGGCGCUGAAAUGCUGGGCCCACAACCCAGAGGAGAGACCCCGUUUCCGCGAGAUUGUCAGCAUGCUGCAAGAGCUCCGUCCUAAGGAAGUGAAGGCCUCCCAAGAACUGAACGAGCCCGGCUGGCUGCGGCUUGAAGCAAACGACACGGUCACGGUGAUUGAAGGCAGACCUGACUUGUCCACGUGGAGAGGACAGAACAAGCGAACGCUGAAAGUGGGCAUCUUCCCAUCUUCCACAGUGAUGUCAGAGGAUGAAGCGCCCCCUGCUGGGACCCCACAGAUUAGCCUCCCCAUCCGACACUCCUUUGUGCACCUGGGUCAUGGGGACGUUGACCCUGAGCGUGCAUGGGGCGCUCCAGACCGAAUGGAGGAGAAGAAACCAAAAGCGCAGGCGGGGAAUGUCAACCCCCAGAAUCGAACUGGGGGUAAGCAGCAGCUCAUGCACUUGGCUCGCCUCUCCAAAAGCUUAGAGUCCAUUUCGGAAUUCAGCGUCCUGCACAGCAAACCUCGUCUCCCACCCUUCAAGGUGGACCCUCCCAGUGUUCCUUUCCAGCGGCGCUUCAGUGACCUUCCAGGGCCUCUCCCUCCAGCCCAGCAGCUGGAACAUCGGGGCCCUAAGCCGCCUUCCCGGCUCCCGAAUCCAGCCCUCCCCUCCUGGGCUCUGCCCAAACCUGACUUUUCUGCAGGGGCCAGGGAGAAGGAGCAGAGGCCGCCCAGGCCGGCCCCCAAAGGGCCCCCCCUGCUGCUACCCUCAGCCCCCUCCAGUGGGCAAAGGCCGACCCUGAGUGAGAUAGAGAAGAAAAUCAAGGAGGUGGAAGACAGGGUCCACGGGACGACGAUGGAGGAGUGUCGCGAGGCCUUGAGGGUGCACGGCUGGGAUGUUCACAAAGCAGCCCAGAUACUGAAGGUGGACCAGCUCUUCCACAUCAGUUCCCACUCGCGGGAAGAGUGCCGGCGGAUCCUGGAGAAGCACCGCUGGAACCUGGCCAUGGCCUCGCGCUACGUGCUCAGCCGGAGGCUCCGCGCAUGACCAGGGGGGGUGGGGGGAUGCGACAGAGACAGAACAAAAGGUGCUACUCAUUUUAAAUCUUCCACCACCACCUCCAAGCAGUGACCUGCCAUACAUGCAGAGGGACACCAGCAUCUCCCUGGGGUGGCGUCUCUUGGUGGGCUUCAAGGCACUUUGGAAGACCACAAGGGUCCUGGCCCAGCUCCACCACACCUCGAUCUAAUGCCGCCUUCCCCAGCCUGGUGCCCUCCAGCUGUUUUGGACUCAAACCCCCACCUUCACCAGGAGCUCCAGCCAGCACAGCCACAUGAUGCUGGGGCUGAUGGGAGUUGUAGCACCAACCCAGGUGGAGGGCACCAGAUUGGAGAGAGGCUGCUCUAACCCCCGGCUUGCUUGGCUUCUUCUCAUAGCAAUCCAAAGUGGACUCUGCCCCUAUUGUCUACUCUGAAGCAGAGACUUCCGCUCUUUGUUCUGGCUGCAAAAUCGCCCCCUUCCCAUUUCUCAGGCCAGCUGUGCCAUCUUUGGUGCUCAGAGUGCGUUACAGCCUCCAUUCUGUGCCUCUCUAUGAAUGCAGAGGACGCACCACAGUGGGGCAGUUACUCCUGUGCCAACUCCUUUCAUUUCCAUGGGGCUUGUGCAGGACUUUCCCCCAGAUUGAACCUACUGCAGGGAUGCAUUCAUGACAAACCGCUUCUAUGCACUUCUCCUUUAAGGAAAAGGUGUGCAACGGACCACCUCAGGGAAUCUUUAGGGUUAAAAUAAGGGACAGUCUCUAAGGUCCUACUCUCAUGGGGAGGGGUAAACUUGUGUCUGUACAUGACUGAAUACUCUUCUAUGCAAAAAUAAGCUCCUGUAGAAAGCGCAGUUUAGUUGGUUGCAGCCUAGCUGUCUGUCUGCCUUUGAAGCUGUAAUCCUGUGCACAUUGACAUGAACAUCUGCAAGUAAACAUGGCUAGGCUACAGUGCUCAUGAACAGCCCAGUAGAUGAGCCCUCCAACACAGUUCCAGUCCAAAGUGGCAGCUUUACACCUCUCAGGCUAUACGAGGCCAAAAGGAAGCAGUUAGAUUACAUGGCCCCCUUCCUACACUUCUUAGGAGUCUGUAUAUAUAAUGUGGCUAUGUUGCAUUUGUAAAUAGGGUGUAAAUGAGUGAAUGCUGUGCCACUGUGUAAAUAUUGCUCCUUUCAGAGGGGGUUAUUAGUGUGCUUUGAAUAUGUGCAUUUAUUUUGCGCAUGCAAACUCAAGCUGAACGCACGGAGAUGAAGGUGCAUGCAUUGGGCCUGUUCAGAAGGGGCAAAUGCAGAAAUAUUUCUAAUGGGAGCAGGGGCAUGCAUGAAUGCACCAAAUCUACCGGUACAUGCGUGUUUAAAAAACCUGACUUGUGUUUGUAUGUGCUGCAUAGAGGUCUCACACACACUCACACCAGCACUCAGCUGGCUGAUGUGCUCCUUCUCAAAGCGUGCGCUGCGUACAUAUAGAAUUGCAAAGUAGUAAUAAAAAUUAUAUAGAA